AUGGACGACUUUACUCUGGAGACCGUCGAGGGGAAUAAGCAUGCGAGUGCGCUGGUAGCCCCGCUGAACAUCCAGAAGUCGCCCAACAAGUCGCGCAAUCCCGGGGGCCGGCAUACGAGGCAGUCGUCGUCACAUGGAACUGCGUCCAUAGCAUCGCAGUCGCAUUCGCAAUCGCAACCAUCGCCCCCCCUGACGCCGCGCACAUCCAACGAAGCUUUGCCCGAAGCCCAAGCCGAAGCCCAAUCCACCUUUCAGCCCGUCUUCCACGACUAUCUGCGCGCCUUCUAUCCCUACCACCCGACUUCCACCGUCUCUUCUUCGACGGACGAAUCCUCCAUCACCGUUCCCAUCAACCAAGGCGACGUCAUCUUGGUGCACUCGGUCCAUCCCAACGGAUGGGCUGACGGAACCCUCUUGGCUUCUGGCGCGCGCGGGUGGCUGCCGACCAACUACUGUGAAGCCUACGAUCACCCGACGAUUCGAAAUCUUCUGAAUGCCCUCACCCAUCUUUUCGACUUGGUGCGCGAUGCCGAGAACGGGGAACUCGUCGUCUUCACCAAGCAAGACUAUGUCCGGUCCAUGAUUGCUGGCGUUCGCUGCUUUCUUGAGAGAACCCAGUGUUUGACCAGGGACGCCCCUUUGAUCGUUGCGCACGUUGGCCUCCGGCGUAUGCGUAAGGGCCUGUUGGGUGACCUGUCCUCGUUGGUGAAAACGGCCAAGAAGCUGCAGGAGAGCGUGCAGGCCAACGACCCCUCGCUCCCUAUCUAUGACCUUCUCGAUGAGCUGGUCCUGAAAGCAUUCAAGCUCGUGACGAGAGCUGUCCGCUUUCUUGAUAUAUGGGCACAAGACUCCGUGUCCCUCACACUCGACUUGGCCGAUACGAGGAAUACCAGGCCCCCGACCCCACCAUCUGACUCUCUUGACCCGUCUGUACAACCACCCUCUGCAGCAGACGAGCAUCACAACCAUGGCGCUGCAGCGAAUGACUACGCCCCGUCUGCCUCACACGCGGAUGCCGGGGAUGAAGAGAGCUCGACAUCACUGCCGCAGCGCAAUCUCAAUCGACUGUCGGUUGCCUUUUCCAUCCCUUCUGAAUCCGAUUCCAUCCAAUCACCAAUUCUCCCGCCCCAGCCACAGGGUCAGGCGAAGCGCCUCUCUGUUACACAUCGCCUAUCCUACACUGGAAAAUCGCAGAGCGGACGGAAACAGAACCUUGCCUCCGAGCGACUGAACAGUGCGCACGAUGCAUUCCUAGGUUUCAUCGGCUCCUUUAUUGGGCUGCAUCUGCAAUCCCGCUCUUCGGAUGAGCUCAUCCACACGACAAAGCAGUCCGUCAUUGCCUGUCGUCACCUUCUCGCUGUCGUCGACGAAGUAUGGGAACGCGAUUCGCGCCGAUCCGAACAGCUGGAACAUGCCAGGGACGCCAUGUACGCACGACUGACCGAACUCGUCCAAGCGACCAAGGACAUGUUCAGCACCAUCGACGCGGCUAGGGGUGAGGAAGUGGUCAUGCCCGACUCUGGAAAGCAGCUGGUUGCUGCCGCGACCAGCUGUGUGCGAUCAGCUGGAGACUGCGUCAGUAAGGCGAGGAACGUGAUCGAGAGAAUAGGGGACUUCGAGUUUGAGCAUGCUGGCUUCGGCCUCUCGGAUGCGGUCAUGGAGCAAUUUGGUCAGAUCGCGGAGAGGUGCGCUGAGCAUCCAGAGCCAUGCGCGCAAUUCGAACCUGCUGUGGAAAAGGACAAACCGCUACCCGCGCCCCCCUCAGACGCACCACAACCGCUUCCUCUAGUUGUCUCCGAAUCGAAACCUCUACCGGAGGUCCCAUUGCCCUCUCCACCCGCCCAUACCCCACCAGCCAGCAUAGAACCGCAACCCACCCAAAACCCCGUCCUCGAGAGUCCCCCUACGACCGCCUCUUUCAGAUUGUCGAGAUCGUCCAUAACCCCUGCGCCUCACCUUAUCCAACCCAGCCCAUCGGACUACUCGCAAAGUCCUGCAAGCGCGACUCAGCGCUUCUUUUCAAAGCCCUUUGGAGCAGAUAGCGUCAAUGCAUCCGUGGCCGACUCCAGCAGCGCCCAUCGGUACAGCAUGCGCUGUGACACCGGGAGCGUCGCCUCCCAAACCUCCACAAGAGCGACAACUCCGGACCAGUCCCCAGCGAAGAUGAAUAGCUCGCAGACUUUGGUGGGCAGCUGUGGCAGCUCGUCUGAACUGCGCUCCCUCGCAAGCGAGGACGUAGCCGCUGUCGAGGAACGCUUGCUGGGGACUACGUUUGCGCAUGAGCUCAUUUACAACAAGGAAGGUCAGAUUUCGGGCGGUUCGCUGCCCGCACUUGUUGAACAGCUCACCAUGCCAGACGCUACCCCAGAUUCCACGUUUGUCACCACCUUCUUCCUCACCUUCCGCCUGUUUACCACGCCGGUGGAGUUGGCCGAAUGCCUCAUUGCGCGGUUCGACUACGUGGGAGACAGCGCCUCCAUGGGGACACCGGUCAGGUUACGCAUCUACAAUGUCUUCAAGGGAUGGUUGGAGAGUCACUGGCUUCCCGAGAGCGAUUCGGUCGCUCUCGGCGUCAUCAUCUCCUUUGCGACCAACAAGCUGCGUGCUGCCCUCCCCAGUGCUGGUAAGCGCUUGGCAGAGCUCACAGCCAAAGUCACCGAGGUGCACGCGGGGGCUCUCGUGCCUCGUCUGGCAUCCUCCAUCGGCAAAGGAGGUGCCUAUACCGCCUUCACGACCGCGGAUAGCAAUGUGCCCACUCCGAUCAUCACCAAGAGCCAGCUGGGUCUGUUGAGGAAUGCAAAAGACGGCAAGUCGCAGUGUAGCAUCCUCGACUUCGACCCUCUUGAGUUAGCCCGUCAGUUCACCAUUAUCGAAUCGAAGCUCUUCUGCGCCAUACAGCCCGAGGAACUUCUAGCGUCCGAGUGGACGAAGAAGAAUGGCUCCAAGGCCGUCAACGUCCGGGCCAUGUCAACGCUGUCCACCGACCUUACCAACCUCGUUACCGACACCAUCUUGAGCCUCGAGGACCCGAAGAAGAGAGCCGUCACGAUCAAGCAGUGGGUCAAGGUUGCACAAAAGUGCUUGGAGCUGAACAACUACGAUUCCCUCAUGGCCAUCAUCUGCUCGCUCAACUCUUCCAUGGUGUUGCGCCUUGCAAAAACGUGGGAGUUGGUCUCGGCGAAGACCAAGGGCCGGCUUGAUGAGCUGAAGACCAUCACGGACGUCGGCCGGAAUUAUGCCGUGCUGCGUCAGCGGCUCCAGAACCACAUGGCGCCCUGUAUCCCAUUUGUUGGCAUCUACCUGACCGAUCUUACAUUUGUCGACGUCGGCAACGGUUCGACCCGUCAACUCCCCAGCGAGAAUGGGCGCGAGGGUGCUUCGGUCAUCAAUUUCGACAAACACAUGAAGACGGCUAAGAUUAUCGGACAGCUCCAGUCUUUCCAGGUGCCAUACCGACUGGCAGCGGUUCCCGAGAUGCAGGACUGGAUGGACGCUCAGAUUCAGCGUGUACGUGCGAGCGACCAUGCCAACGUGCAGAGCUAUUAUCGCCGGUCCCUCUUUCUCGAGCCUCGAGAGAAUUCUGGUGUUGCAAAAGCGACGGCCCCAACGGCAGAAGGCACCAGCGGCCUUUCUGGAUCCAACCGAAACAGUUCGAAAGAGCGAUUCGACUUUCUCAACUUCACCUUUGUCCCAGCAAACGCUUCCAAGGAUCGAUGA
Messenger RNA from Westerdykella ornata, 3717 nucleotides. RefSeq names its product ras guanine-nucleotide exchange protein-like protein. The transcript has 2 exons. Lineage: Eukaryota; Fungi; Ascomycota; Dothideomycetes; Pleosporales; Sporormiaceae. Gene Ontology annotation, biological process: positive regulation of GTPase activity; Ras protein signal transduction. The record is from RefSeq and is a predicted model, not a curated record. Bases 1 to 3717 code for a protein of 1238 amino acids. Gene Ontology annotation, cellular component: plasma membrane. Gene Ontology annotation, molecular function: protein binding; guanyl-nucleotide exchange factor activity.